AUGGCUGAGAGAGCCCCGAGACUCAGUACGUGCAUUGACAUGUACGGCGCGGAAAAUCUGUUAGAAGCCGUGGCAUUUGCGCGAGCGCAGGGGUUCAGCUUCGUGAGCACAAAUGCCAUUUUCGAGGAAGACAAAGACGGAGUCAGGGGUCGCGGUCCCCAGGAGAUCCCCAGUGGGACCUAUCAAGACGGCAUCCAGAGUCGAGUCACUCCGGACCUCGACGUAGACGUCGAAGAUGAGGAGCUCAGAACGAAGAACCAGCUUCUGUUGAAGAGGGAGAUCGAGUACGCCACCUUCCUCGGUAUACAAGUUCUCCAGAUAGAUCUUACACGUAAGCACCGCAACCUCGCGGCGACGCUGCAGAAUUGCCUCCAGCAGCUCGAAUCAAGUCACAGCGUGCCAGUCGUCUGGAUGAUUGUUUCUCUAUGCGGUCCGCCCGAAGAUGAAUUCGAAACGUUCCGUCGAUGGCAAUCGUUUCGCGAAGCUUUCGAAGCUUGUCCAAAAAUCUGGGUAGCAUUAAUAAUUCCCCCGAAUCUACCCGAUAAUUUGGACGAGAUCCUCGACCUUUGGAUGGGCGAACAGGUGGCUGCACUGUACAUUUCGACGAAACAGUUCAUCAUGAACGCCAACAAUUUCCCGGUCCUGUCGAAACCAUUCCAGAACGUAGUCAGAAAACUGAUGGGACUCCAUCCUGUGAUUGCUUUUACGGAUGUUUCCGUUGACGAUACGGCACUGAAACCAAAGUUUUUCGCCGACUACAUGAACCACAUGUUCGCACAAAGGAUCCAUGUGGGUCCCCUGCAGGAAGAGUUCACCUGUGGUUUCCAUGAUAACCUCCAGAUUCCGCUACAGCCAUUGGCGGAUCACUUGGAGAGCGUGACCUACGAGAUUUUCGAGAAGGAUCCCGUGAAGUAUAUCAAAUACAGGGAAGCGUUCCUUGAGGCUUUCUCAGACUUACGAAGCAUGGUGGAGGAACGGAAGAGCCCACUCGUAGUGAUGGUCGUUGGCGCUGGUCGGGGUCCCUUAGUUUCGCUUUGUUUACGAUGCUCGACAGAAGCUGAUGUUCCUCUGAAACUUUACGCCGUUGAAAAGAACCCAAGCGCUGUCAAUGUGCUCCGGAUUUCGAAUCGGGAUAUUUGGCAGGGUCAGGUGACGGUCGUUGAUAGCGAUAUGAGAACAUAUACCCCAGAGAAUGGGGAGCUAGCCGACAUUCUCGUCUCGGAACUCUUGGGCAGUUGGGGAGACAAUGAGCUGUCUCCGGAAUGCUUGGACGGAGCUCAACGCCUGCUCAAGCCUUCAGGCAUCAGUAUCCCGUCGAGUUACACGUCCUACGUUAACCCCAUCCAGUGUGCGAUGAUGCAUCGUCAGGCCAAAGACCUCCGCGACGACCAUAAACCCCAGGGCCAUCAGCUCAGCACUCCGUAUGUGGUGUACUUCAGACACGUCAAUCAUCUAGCGGAGCCCAAGAAAUUAUUCGAGUUCAAGCAUCCGAACCGGGACUUGAAGGGAAAGAGCCAAUCUAACGCGCACAAUGAGCGGCUUCUCGAUCUAUCUUGGGAAUCGAAGACCUCCUGUAUCUUCCAUGGUUUCGCCGGAUACUUCGACUGUGUACUAUACAAGAAUAUCGGGAUAAGCACUCAUCCCAAGACGCACACACACAGUAUGAACUCCUGGUUCCCGGUUUUUAUACCAAUUCAGCAACCGCAAAGUGUCAAGAAGGGAGAGAGAAUCUCUGUCACAUUCUGGCGGAAAGUAUGCUCCGCAAAGGUGUGGUACCAGUGGAUGGUCUCGGAACCGCAAGCGUCAAUCGUUCACAAUGUUGGGGGUCGAUCUAGCAGUAUCGGACUCGCUUCAUGAGGAAAUUCCUCUUACUCUCUGGGAGUUUCCAUCAUGGUUGUUCCUUUUUUCCCGUCACGUUAUGGAAUGUUCUGAUGAGUUAUAUGAGUGUUGAACAAGAAUUCUCGAAGUCGAUGCAGAAUAAACAACUUCUUC
Messenger RNA from Galendromus occidentalis (western predatory mite), 1992 nucleotides. RefSeq names its product protein arginine N-methyltransferase 5 (gene csul). Bases 1 to 1857 code for a protein of 618 amino acids. Gene Ontology annotation, cellular component: cytosol; nucleus. The transcript is spliced from 12 exons. Gene Ontology annotation, biological process: regulation of DNA-templated transcription; peptidyl-arginine N-methylation. The record is from RefSeq and is a predicted model, not a curated record. Lineage: Eukaryota; Metazoa; Arthropoda; Arachnida; Mesostigmata; Phytoseiidae.